Messenger RNA from Theobroma umbraticum, 1119 nucleotides. It is a transcript of the gene MYB14, whose product is annotated as myb domain protein 14. The record is from RefSeq and is a predicted model, not a curated record. Lineage: Eukaryota; Viridiplantae; Streptophyta; Magnoliopsida; Malvales; Malvaceae.
UUUUGGAGUUUUUGUCUCAACUCUCGAUGCUGUAAAUAUUUAUAUAACCCUAUAAAUACUAUUAGCAUUUUGAGCUUAUCAGUUCUUCGCAUCUCCAAACAGAGCUAACAACGGAAGCCCAGUUUGUUCAGCUUUGAGAGAGAGAGAACGAUGGUGAGAGCUCCAUGCUGUGAGAAAAUGGGGUUGAAGAAAGGUCCUUGGACCCCUGAAGAAGAUCAGAUUCUCAUCAAUUACAUUAAACUCUACGGUCACGGCAACUGGCGAGCACUCCCAAAACAAGCUGGUUUAUUGAGGUGUGGAAAGAGUUGUAGACUUCGUUGGACAAACUACUUGAGGCCAGACAUCAAACGAGGGAAUUUCACCAGGGAGGAAGAGGAUACCAUAAUCAACUUACAUGAAAUGCUUGGUAAUAGAUGGUCGGCAAUCGCGGCGAGAUUACCGGGGCGAACAGACAAUGAAAUUAAAAACGUAUGGCACACCCACUUGAAGAAGAGGCUGAAGCAGAGCCAUGGCUCCAAUGACAACAAGCGACAAGGCAUUGAUUCAUCCAAAGACAUCAAAAAAGAACAAGAACCCGUGAAUUUUCUAAGCCCUGUAACUGAUAGCCCCGGAUGCAGGCCAGUUUCCUCACCAGAAUCGAGCAGCGAGGUUUCCACAGUAACGACAAGCGAAAACAAUAGUAACAUGUGCAUGAAGUUUGAAAAGCAUGAAGAUUUCUCUGAAAUCGAUGAGAACUUCUGGUCAGAGGUAUUGUCGGCUGAUAAUUCAAGCAUGGCCAGCGAUUUUCAAGUGGUUGGUUCUGACCUUCAACCUCAGUACUUUCCAAGCUCCCCACUAGCAACAUUUGAACCAGUCAAUGACUAUGGUUCAAAUCUGUAUGAUAGUGAUACUAACAUGGAUUUUUGGUAUAAUCUCUUCACUAGAGCUGGGGAUUUACCAGAACAACCAGAAAUUUGAGUAGUAAUAAUCAAUCUAUCCAUCACGUUAGUUGUAACUUUUUUCUUUUUCUUUUCAAUUUUGAACCUCAUUUUUCAGAUUGGAAAUGAAGAUAAAGACAAAAAUAAAUAAUAAUUUUGCCGCCUGUUGACCAGUAUAAAUGAAAUCAGUAAUGUUCAACGA